Leptopilina boulardi is the source of this 3838-nucleotide messenger RNA. It is a transcript of the gene TBC1D16, whose product is annotated as TBC1 domain family member 16. Bases 1067 to 3313 code for a protein of 748 amino acids. NCBI's taxonomy places the organism in Eukaryota, Metazoa, Arthropoda, Insecta, Hymenoptera, Figitidae. Gene Ontology annotation, molecular function: GTPase activator activity. The record is from RefSeq and is a predicted model, not a curated record. Gene Ontology annotation, cellular component: early endosome. The transcript has 7 exons. Gene Ontology annotation, biological process: activation of GTPase activity.
UUUAUGGGAAAUUAAAAAAAAAAUCAUUUUUAAUUUUAUUUUUUUUUAUAAGUGUUAAUAUGUUUUAAUUUCAAAGAAAGAAAUUUUUUAGUUUAUAAUUUCUUACUAUUAAAAUUUUUAUAUCAGUAAAUAUUUAGUAAAAUAAUUUAUGUUUAUUAAAUAGUUAGUCAAUUCUAAUUGUUAAUAAUAUAAUUAACAUUAAAUUUACUUCUUUUUAACUUUAAAAAAAAGGAAUUUAAUUUUUAAUACAAAAAUUCGAAUUUUUUUUUAAAAAUUAAAAUGAUUUUUUUUCUCUUUACAAUGGGUCUUGUGAAUUUAGUGCACAUGCGGACUAAACGAAAUAUGUGUGUGCGCCUGUGCUGAAAUUGGCAUCAAGUAGUAAACGACACUUGUAAAAAUAUUAAAUCAGUAUUUACUGGAAAAUCAAAUUGAAACGAAAAGUUUUAAAUUAAAACACAAAGCUAAAGCAGUGAAUGAGAAAUAAUGAAAAUAGUGAGAAAAAAAUUAUAUUGACGUUUAAAUAUAGGUGACUUUAUAUAGAAGAGAUCAGUCACAGUGAUCAGGUGGAAAUAUUGAUCCUAUACUCAAGUCUGCUUUCCUUAUGGUCUGUUGUCACAACAAUUUUUACGUCAAUUUUACUAAAUACAUUAAAAGCACAAACGAGCCUUAAAAAUUCAAUUUUAAUUAUCAAACAAAAAAUCAAAGAUGACUUUAAAUUACAAUAAAUAUAAAUGAAGUUUAUAAAAUACAAUUCUUCAUUAUUGAUUCAUAAUCAAAAAAAUAAAAACUCAACAGCUGUUUAAAGCAUGAAAUUUGAGAAAAACACUUAACUUUGAAAAAUUAAAAGUUAAUUUUUCAUUCAGAAUAUUAUUUCAAAAGGAAUCUACAAUUUGGUCAAUAUGGUGCAAAGUCGGCUAGUGAAUUCUAAUCCUACGAGAUGACAUCUCUUAAGAAUUUUUUGCAAUUUAUUACUGGAAUAAGAAAAAUUAAAAAAUGAAGAAACAAUAAUGAAUAGAACGUGAUAAAAAAUCACGUGUGAAACGUCAAACUGGAGCUAUUGUGUAAAAUGCCUCUGCCAAACAUCCUGAGAAAGGCGAGCAGUUACAUUCUUGGUGAUGGUUGUCAGGAUUCUCGCCGGGUGAUGUACCAGGAUGGAGAGGCACUUUUUUGUAAAAACAAUGUCUGUGUUCAUCCGCCAACAUUGAUGAGACAGCAUUGUGAUAUUGUACAUCAUCCUGGAUAUAUGACACUGACAUGUAAGAUCAAUAAAAAUUCAAAUGUACCAACUCUACAUCUCAGUUGGAUUCCAAAUAGUACACUACGAAAAUAUCCCACUACUCUUGAAAAUAUUAUAAAAAAUCGUGAAAAAAAUGCGAGUCCUUCACAAAUUCCCGGUGUUGAGGAAGAGAGAGUCGACGUUUGUUUAGAGGUGAAAGAACAGGUGAAUUGUGGAGAUUGCGAACGUAUUUGUUCAGGUGGUAAUUCAACAUCUCCUGUGGAAUCAUUACAGCAAGUUGAGAAUCAUUUGAAAAAUAAUCAGGAGGAUUUGGAAACAUCACCAAAAACAUCAGAGGUCUCGGAUUGUCAAGAUUUGAACGAAGAAACAGCGUCAAAACAAGUGAAUGAAGGUCCAAUUGUGAAUGAGGAAAAUAACGCCAACAGUCUCAGUAGAUUGACAUCCGAAUCAAUUGACUCGAAAGAUGAGAAAAAUGAUAAUUUCACAGGAAAACGAAUUCAAGAAUCAUUGGAGCAAAAUGGCAAAAUUAUCGAUGAAGAACCACGAUUUUUAUACAGUGACAAUGCGAGUAUCAAGAGUCGAAGUCUCUCCCUCACGUCAAAUUGCAGUUUAUUUGUUACUGUACCAAAUGAUGAAGAAAUACCAACGUGGAUGAGAACACCAGAAUUAUUAGCUCUUCAGCAUAAUUUAACAUUUCCGGAAAGUGCAACAGCAUCGCCUGUAACACUACGAAGAGCCCAUCGUUGUAGAAGAUUUUCCGUCGACCUUAGUGAAAUGAGAUCUCUUCGUUUAUUUUUUGCCGAUCCAGGUUGCACAAGUGGACAACUUGUAGUCGCUAGCAGAGAAAGUCAAUAUAAAAUUCUACAUUUUCAUCAUGGUGGUCUCGAUCGAUUGGCAACAACUUUACAUCAAUGGCAUCAGCUUCUUUAUCCCAGAUUGGACGCUGAGGCUGAAGAAAUCCUUCCCUACAGACAUUUCAUGGUGUGUCGACCAGAAGUUAGUCGAGAUGAACUUCAUCCAGAAGAGGGCCAAGUGCCAAUGAUAACAUCACUGGCUUGGAAGGAUUUAUUAAAUGAAAGAGGACAAGUGGAAGAUGAUUUGGCACUUCGAAAAGGAAUAUUUUUCGGUGGUUUGGAGCCUGCCUUAAGAAAAUUAGUGUGGCCUUUUCUCUUACACUGUUAUUCUUAUCAAAGCACUUACGAGGAUAGAGAACAAAUUGACGCGAUAAGACAUCAAGAGUACGAGGAAAUUGAACGUCGAAGACGCAAUAUGGGAUCCGAGGAACGUGAACGAUUUUGGCGAAAUGUUGUUUGUAUUGUUGAAAAAGAUGUCGUUAGAACUGAUCGAGCAAAUCCAUAUUACGCCGGUGAAGAUAAUCCCAAUAUUGAAGUGAUGAAAAAUAUUCUUCUUAAUUAUGCUGUUUACAAUGCACCACUUGGUUAUACGCAAGGAAUGUCGGAUCUCUUAUCACCGCUAUUGGCGGAAUUAAAUUCCGAAAUCGAUGCUUUUUGGUGUUUUGCCGGUUUAAUGCAAAGAUCAGUUGCCGUUUGUACACCAACCGAUAUUGAUAUGGAUAGAAAUUUGAGCUACCUCAGAGAAUUAAUUCGAAUAAUGGUUCCUGAUUUUUAUUCUCAUCUUCAAAAACACACUGACGCUUUGGAAUUGCUAUUUUGCCAUCGCUGGGUUCUAUUAUGUCUAAAACGUGAAUUUCCAACAGAAAUGGCAUUGAUCAUGUGGGAAGCAUGUUGGGUCAAUUAUCUAACGGAUCAUUUUCAUUUGUUCCUUUGUUUGGCCAUAAUGUGCGUCUAUGCAGACGAUGUAAUAGCUCAAGAUUUGCGAACCGAUGAAAUGUUAUUGCACUUUAGUUCAUUAGCAAUGUACAUGGAUGGUAUAGUAAUACUUCGAAAAGCUCGAGGUUUACUGCAUCAUUUUAGACAGCUUGAUAGGUUGCCCUGCACAUUGGCCGGCCUUUGUAGACAAUGCGGUCCCGGAAUGUGGGACAGUAGUCAUGAUCCCGUAAUCGAGUGCGUUGGACAUCCCGAUGAAAAAUGUCCUUUCGCUGACAAUUACGAGUAAAAAAAGACCUAAGAAACCUCAUUGUCAGGAACGUCAACUAUUUCAUUUUUCAAUUUCUUAACAAUUCACGUCAAUACUAAAAUUAAGAGAAUUCGAUUUGAAAAAUUGAUUUCCCAAUAUUUUGAAAUGUUGAUUAUUUCAAAGAAAUUUUUUUUUUUUUCUAUAGCGAGGAACAAAAUAACUAGUCAGAACUAGUUUUUAAAAAAGCGUAAAAUUAUCAAUUAUUUAUAUAUUAAUUUGCACCGAUCGUCGCUCAUUGAUUAAUAAGCUCAGUUAAUUAAAACACGUGUGGGUGUAUACCAUUAAAUAUAAAUAGUAUAAAUUAUAAAUGUAUACAAGCGAUCAAAAGUUUUUGGCAUUAUAUAAUGGCCUUUAUGUGUUCAAUUUCUGAAAGACGUAAAAAAAAGUAUUUUGGCUUAAGAUUCUCAGUAUCGAAAGAUUUUUACUUAAAAUACAAAUUAUUAUAAUCCGUACCAAGCUGUGGUUGAAUAAAUUCACAGCCUUAAGUCGAUAGAAUUAUUACCA